Diatraea saccharalis (sugarcane borer) is the source of this 3410-nucleotide messenger RNA. NCBI's taxonomy places the organism in Eukaryota, Metazoa, Arthropoda, Insecta, Lepidoptera, Crambidae. The record is from the annotation of a GenBank genome assembly.
AUUCGUGCAUUUCUUGUUGCGUCGUGCGAAGUGAAAAUUUGUCUACCGUAAUUUCACAAUAUAAAAAAAGAACGUUUGUGUCAAUUUCUAAGCAUAUUUAUUGCUUGAAAAAGUUUUUUAUUUAAUUGUAGUGAAUAGAUGAAGAUGAUUUCUGUGGCGGGCCUAAAAGAUAAGUGCAACUAGGAAGUUAUAAAAUUGUACCAUCUCGAACCUUUCUAUUUUCGACAACAUUUUAUUGAUAAGUAUUGGAAAAAUCAUCAACAAUGUCGUCCGAAGAAAUUUUGUCGUUAUAUGAUAGCAGCCCGGAUUCUCUGCUAGAUAUAUGCAUGGAUUUCAUUGUUGCGAACAUAAACACAAUAACUAUAUUUCAGUUACCAAUAUUCAGACGUAAACUGAAAGAUGAUGUUAUAUUACCCUCCGAAAUUUGUGAAAAGUUCUUGGAAUCCUAUCAAAAAGUAAAUCGAGUUAACGAUAAUAUUGCUAAUAUUUUCCGCGAUCGCAGCCGUACUAGAUUAAACACAGUGAAGUUAAGAAAUUCGCGUAUAACAGAUGAUGGCCUGAAAUGUCUCUUGGAACAUAAGCCAUACGAGGUGGAGCUGGUCCAAUGCGAAUAUCUCGCACAUGGUGCUCUAGAUAUUAUUAACAGCAACAGUGAGAAUUUAGUAUCUCUGAAGUUUGGGCCAAUGACAUACAUAUUCUCACAAGAUGAAAAUUUGUUCAAACAACGUGGGUUCAUUAUAGAUGCACCCAAUUUAAGGAGGCUUACUAUUCAUUGCCGUGGGCUUCCUAUAUUUCCUUUGUUACUGCUGAAACCCUUGACACAACUCACACUCUUGGAUUUGUCAGAAUGCUCUUCACCUGGUUCUAUUUGGGCAUUGAGUGAAUUGAAGAACUUAAAAUCUUUAAUUUUAUAUGGUGUCCAUUGGGCAAAAGAUGUUAUUGAUUGGAUAGUAACUUUGGAGUCAUUGAGACAUCUUGACAUAUCACAGUCUCUGGAAAGACUUGGAAAAUAUUUCAAUCCCAAUGAUGUAUUAUCCAAAAUUGUAACUAGAUUGCCAAUGUUAGAGUCUCUUGAUAUAUCUGGAACUAACUUAGCUGGUUCUGGGGCAGCAGCAAUAUUGAUGAACAAGGCAGACCCUCAAGUACGAUGUGAUAUUCCUGGGCUGGUUAGCCGAGUAGACAGACCAUUAGAGUUUUUGGGAUUAUAUGGAACACAUCAUGGUGCAUGCAAAAGGCAUGAUAUACCUGCUAAAGUGAUCUCGGGUGAUGCUAAUGAAGAGCAGAUUCUGACUGCUGCUGUGGUUUAUAUGGAGAGACCAGCAAUGUUGACACGCGUUCUAAAUGAUCUCUAUUACCUGUUCCGGUAUGAAAACAACGCAUAUGUUGGCAGAGCUCUCUCUGUAGUCCUUGAUGCCAUGGAUCAACAUGUUUCAGAGAAGCACAUACAGAUAUCAGGAAGCGCCACUCUGUUUUACAUAGUGAAAGGAAAAGAAAAAGAUCGUAUUGGCAUUAAACUGAAGCGGCGCAUUAUCACUGCUCUUCUCGAUGGGAUGGAAGCUCAUCUCGGGGAUGACACUAUGAUGAGAAACGGAUGCUUGACUUUGUGCCAAUUUAAAAUUCCCACGGAUGUAUUAUUUGAAUAUGAACGCGUUGUUCAAAUAUUAUUAAAUGGAGUGUCUGAUGUUAACCAAGAGGGAUUCGUACAGCGUAUCGCUAUAUAUCUGCUGAAUUCGCUUGCUUGCCAAGUAGAUGGAAGACAAAAACGUUUCCUUGGCGACCAUGGAGCCAUCGGGAAAAUGCUUAAUCUGAUCUCCGAUCGUCUUGAAAGACGUGUGUGCGAUGAUGUGCUGGAAGUAGCCUGGUCCACAAUGUGGAAUGUCACAGAUGAAACGCCGCGAAAUUGCCAGAGAUUCCUGGAGAAUCAUGGGAUGGAGUUCUUUUUAGCUUGCUUGAAGAUUUUUCCCGACAAAGAGGAGUUGUUACGUAACAUGAUGGGUUUGCUGGGCAACGUUGCGGAAGUAGCAGAAUUGCGCCCCCAGCUUAUGAAUAAACUGUUUCUCACAGUGUUUUAUGAUUUGCUAGACUCAUCUAGCGAUGGUAUUGAGGUGAGCUAUAACGCUGCGGGCGUGCUGGCGCACAUGGCGUCGGACGGUCCGGACGCGUGGACCGUGGAGGAGCCCGCCCGCGAGGCGGUGUUGGCGCGCGUCGCCGCCGCGGUCGAGCGGUGGGACCUGCGCGCCGAGAGGAACAUCAACUACCGCUCCUUCGAGCCCAUACUCAGUCUGCUCCACGCACAUCACACGCCGCAGUGCCAACACUGGGCCGUGUGGGCACUCGCGAACCUCACCACCGUUUACCCCGAAAAAUACUGCAGUUUGGUAGAAGCUGAGGGCGGUCUGCUACUCCUCAACGACUUACUGUUCCACCCGGCGCCAUACAAAAUGAUCAAGGAUCUCGCGGGCACAGUGAUUGCUAAUUGUGUACGCUUCCUGAUGCACAACGCUGGCACUUCGAGCCCGAAUCCGAACGCCCUAUCACCGGACAAUUAACUAACGGAGUACUUUGAGGAUAUCUAUCCUCUGAUGCGCGAAUAGCUAAAGAUUUUCAGACUCUUCAUAUAUUGGUUGUUGUUUUUAUGUGUCGCUAUUGGUACCGCAGCAUUAUAUGUUUCCUCGCUGUAAACAACCAAUUGUCGAGUCUGCAUAUGCUCUCGCGCAUCCUCGGACUGUAAAACCUUCUUAUAAGUGGAAGGUGUGUUAGUACAAUAAGUGUAUUCUAUUGGUGAAAUGUGAUGUUCUAUGUUUCAUUCUACGUACGUCACGGUUCGUGGUUUUUCACUCUUCGUCGAGCUUAUAAAUUUCUGAAGAUUAUGUCCUCAUUGAUACGUUGUCUUUAAUUGUAUUAUAUUAAUCGAUAUAAAUGUUAGCAUAUGAAAUGGCAUAAAAUUUAAAACAAUCGAUAUUAUUAAUAUAUUACAGAAGAAAUUAUUAUAAUGUUAGCUUUACGUAAUAUAAUUUGCAUGACUCGUUAUAAUAUGAUCUGUAUGAUAACAAUAAAGCCUAUUUCGAUUAUAUAUUACUUUCCUUCGCAAUCAUAAUUUAUUUUAGAGCUAAUAGAAAACAUUGUUAGACUAUACUAAUAAUAUAAAUCACCGUGUUGUAUAAUUUUCUAAUCUAUAAUUGGUUUGCAGCUUUUUGUGGAAAUCUAAAUUAUGUAUCAUUGUUCAUUAAUUUUUGAAUGUGUAUAUAUAUUAGUCGUAAUAGAGGUUAAUAGUUUAUAUUUAAUUAUUCAAUUUAAGAUAGUUAAAAGAAUGUUAGAUACAGUGUUUACAUAACUUUUAAAAUUAAUUACGAGUUCAUUGAAAAAUAAGUGUACCUACUCAAUUAAAAACAAAAAAUUGUUCAUAUCAU